Drosophila serrata is the source of this 1922-nucleotide messenger RNA. RefSeq lists its product as uncharacterized. The record is from RefSeq and is a predicted model, not a curated record. NCBI's taxonomy places the organism in Eukaryota, Metazoa, Arthropoda, Insecta, Diptera, Drosophilidae. Gene Ontology annotation, molecular function: inositol monophosphate 1-phosphatase activity. Gene Ontology annotation, biological process: signal transduction; inositol metabolic process.
UUGUAAACUUCCGAGCUAGGCAGUGACAUCUCAGCCUUCGACACACUCGCUCAGUAGACAUUCGGCUGAGACUGCGACUUCCUGGUGGCAGAGUGCGGGUGAAACUAGGUCUAUACCGGGGUAACGAAAAACAACACAAGGUCAGAAUGGCGGACAGAGAGGACUCGAGGAAGGACGCUUCUGCGGAAAAGAACGCCGCCACACGCUUCGGUCUGGAAGAUCACGAGGCAAAUCAGCAGGAUGCACGAGUAACCACAUUGAGGUCGGAUCACGAACGGCGUUCCUUAAUGAUGCCGGCGGACGGACGGCGGUACAACAAGUCGACCUCACGGAUAAUGAGCGUCAACGACGCAUGGUCCAUCCCCAGGAGUCCUGAGGAGGAGCGAGAGUCCAAGGCCCAGAAUGACUCUGAUCGCAAGGCCAGUGACAACAACGAUACGUUGGUGUUAAAUAAGUCCACGUCUAAAGUUCACGAAGCGGAGGUACCCAGUUCGGUUCGCGCCUACGACGCCGAUAGCUCUGAAACGGAUGCAGAAAGGAAGAGUUCAUUUACCCCUGUGGUUACACCGGCAUCAUUCCCGAUGGUGGUGCCAAAGCUAGGGAUAACUCCGGAAGGAUUAUCGGACACCGAUGGUGAUUACAAAAUGCAGCCACCAAAGGAAAGACCAGAGGAUCUGCCUAUGCCACCGCCCAUCAUGAUGCCAAUAACGCCCUGUGAAUCCAAAGCUCUGACUGCGGUCGGCAGCGGCGAAGACGUGCAGAGCUCUCUAAGCAAGUUAACCAACACAGAUGUGACUUUUAAUCCAUCUAAGAAGUUCGCCACCAAGGGCACCAACACGUCCGGCACCAUGAUCGCAGAAAGCGAUUCAGAGGACGAGGACACCUUUCUGCCGGAGUCCUUCUCCGCGAGCGAUCUUAAGAGUCUAUUUCUGCUCGCCUGUCGCGAGGUGAAGUCGGCGGGCGAAAUAGCGCGGGCACAUGAUGAGGAAAAGCAGCAAGACAAAGGUCGGGAGGAGCCUGAUCCGGAGAGCCGCACCGAAAGCUUGGUCGAGUCCACAUUCAUCAAUGCCAUCAGCUCCAGAUUUCCCGAUCACAUAUUCAUUACCGGGGAGCGAAUUGUCAAUUCAGAGUCCGGAAUAGUGGACUUGACGGAUAAACCCACCUGGAUAAUUGAUCCCAUCGACGGGGCCAUGAAUUACGCCCACCACUUUCCGUACUAUUGCAUGUCCGUGGCCUAUUUGGUGGACAGGCAGACAGAGUUCGGUAUUAUCUAUAACCCGCCCAUGAAGAACAUGUACACGGCGCAACGGGAUAAGGGAGCGAAGUUGAACGGCAAGGGUAUAACGGCAACCGCCCAGAAGGACUUGUCCUCAUCACUGGUUCUGCAGGAGUUUGGCUCGGGAGCUAACGAACCGCAAGGCCGCAUGGGAAUGGAAAACGCCCAGCGGUUGGCGAAGGUUGCGCAUGCGAUGCGCUCCAUUGGCUCCCCUGUCAUGGGCCUGGCCAUGGUGGCGUCUGGUGUGGCAGAUGCCUAUUUCAACUUCGGACUGCACAUUUGGCACAUGGCCGCGGGUGUGCUCCUGGUCACCGAGGCCGGCGGCGCAGUGAUAGACCCAGCUGGCGGCGAGCUGGAUAUUAUGUCCCGUCGGUGCUUGGUGGCGUCCACAGACCAACUAGCACAGGACAUCGCAGGCCGCUUGGAACAGAGCUACCCGUCGCCUCGCGACGACGAGCCGUGCAAACCGGAAAUGCAGGACUUCACCAGCCAGACUGACUUCCCCGACACUGAAAGUUCGGAAGCUGAGACCACCGCACCUAACCACUAAACUGUCCAUCAGGAAGUCCAGCUGAAAUUAGCCGAGUAAAAUUAAAUUUAAUAAAUGGACAAUACAGCUGUUUUUAGUCCGGCUACAGACAACAAA